AUGUUGUUUCCUACAAAGCGUUUCAUGCUCUUUAUUUUUCUCGUCGCGUCGUUCGAGAAGUCAGUGUCGCAAAUAUCAAAUUUGCAAUGCGGCCAAACCUCACGUUUCAAACGCACGAUCUUGCGUAGUCCCGCGCAACCCUCGCCAACCUGUCAAUACACGAUCAGACGACAGAGCAAGCAUGUCUGCCAAUUACACAUACAAUUCCAAAAGUUUGAGCUACAACAGCCGAUAGUGGAUAGGGAAAUGAAUACCAUGAUUUGCAGCGAUUCCUUCACUGCCGGACGUUUUACUUUGUGUGGCGAGAACACAGGACAGCACCUUUACAUACCUUUCGAAGCCACAGUCGCCAUGUUGAACUUUAACAUACCUUCACGUUCGUCUCAGUCGAACUGGCAUUUAAUUGUUGAGCAAUUGGAAUGUCCACCUGCACCCAGUCACUUGGCUGAUGGCUUACCGCCCCUCCUUAGUGGCGUGCUGAAUGAUAUCUUUGAUUUGCGUAAUGUCUUCUCGAGAUUCAUAAAUGACUUGGAUUCGCUGGCGCCAGCAGGCUGUGAUCAAUACUACACGCAGCCCACGGGCCUAAUAAAGAGUUUCAAUUAUCGGGAUGGCCUCGGCACUUAUUACAUACCCAACUUGAAGUAUACGAUUUGCAUUAAACAAACAGCAGCGCUUCAAAAUAUUGAAUAUACCGUAAAGAAAUUUUCGCUGUCUUCGGAAUUACUCACAGAGUACUAUAACGAUGCUUGCCAUCCUAUUGUCUACACAGAGGGACGCCAAAGCGACUAUCUUAUGAUGCCGAAUGCCCACUUUGCUGAUAACGCCGCGUUCCAGCCAACAUAUUACUGCGGUCAAGGUCUGACAACUGGUCAAGUUCUGAUAGGCUCGGCCCCAUUUAUAAUGCAUUUCUCUAGUGACGGAGAAUGGGAUUCCAGGGAGACGGGUUUCGGCAUUGAGUAUCGCACUAAAGGCGCUAUUUAA
This is a messenger RNA of Ceratitis capitata (Mediterranean fruit fly), 981 nucleotides long. RefSeq lists its product as uncharacterized. Bases 1 to 981 code for a protein of 326 amino acids. The transcript is spliced from 4 exons. The record is from RefSeq and is a predicted model, not a curated record. NCBI's taxonomy places the organism in Eukaryota, Metazoa, Arthropoda, Insecta, Diptera, Tephritidae.